ACAUAACCUAAUCUCUCUAUUUUUGACGGCUAAUGUCAACAUGUUUUUACUAAUUUAAUUGAAUUAACAACCCGCGGUGUCUUUGGCAAUGCUUUUUAAGGUUAAAAAAGGAAGAAAAAAUAGAUAUGUCGGCUAUAGAACGAGUUCGUAUAGUUGUUCUGGGCGAUUCCGGUGUAGGAAAGACAUCCUUCGUUCACCUAGCAGCGCACAACAAACCUCUGAAGUCCCCCAGUUGGACAGUGGGGUGUUCCGUAGAAGUAAAACUGCACGAGUUUAAAGAGGGAACCAAGGAACAAAAGACGUUUUUCGUCGAGUUGUGGGAUGUCGGCGGUAGCAACAAUCACCGAAACGCACGCCAGGUGUUCUACAAUCCCUGUCAUGGUCUCAUACUAGUGCACGAUCUAAGUAACAUAAAAUCCGAGGAGAACCUGAACAAGUGGCUGCAAGAGGUGCUGUAUCGAGACGUGGCUCUCACAAGUGUGUGCAGUAACGACGAAUACGACUCGGAGAGUUUCCUGGGGGCCUCUCAAAUCCCCAUUCUCGUAAUCGGAACCAAACUGGACCAGGCGGACGAUAAAAAACCCAACAGGAGAAAAUUCGCCAACGAGGUCGGGGCGGAUGAAAUUAUUCUGGAUUGUAGAGGGGUGAGAUAUUUGGCCGCAGCCACCACAAAUGCUGUUAAGUUGUCCAGGUUCUACGACAGGGUUAUCGAGCAAAGUAUUAAAUACAGCAGCACAUACAGUGGAAACUCCAUAUCAUCGUCUAUAUUGCCCAGCAAAUUUUAUUCCCCUCAUCAAGACUAAAUGACUGAUUUACUUUUCCAUUAAUAUACUUUUUAUUAAUUUUCCAGAGUUAUUUUUACUUUAUUGUGAUGUCACAAGUAUCAAGCUUUCUAUUGGUCAAAAUGUGCCCUGUUGUCAAAAAAGGUUAUGUAC
Molecule: messenger RNA, 935 nt
Organism: Brassicogethes aeneus
Lineage: Eukaryota; Metazoa; Arthropoda; Insecta; Coleoptera; Nitidulidae
Source: the annotation of a GenBank genome assembly